Messenger RNA from Rotaria sp. Silwood2, 713 nucleotides. The record is from the annotation of a GenBank genome assembly. Lineage: Eukaryota; Metazoa; Rotifera; Eurotatoria; Philodinida; Philodinidae.
AUGUGCAUAUCUAAUUGGCCAAAUAAAAUUUGCAAUAGUGAAUACAAACUAGAUUUACCAGUAAAAAUACCAUCUUCAUAUUCCAUUGUUGUUCUUAAUGUUCCGUCUCAAUGGGAUGAACAAACCUUUGGAAAUGAAUUAAAGCAACAUUAUCCCUCGAUUGUACGUGCGGUUCGUCUAUUUGUCAAAGGUGGACGGCCUUUAAAUAAAGUUCGCCUAGAUUUUUCUUCGUAUAAAGAAUUAUCGAGUAUACUUAAAUCGCGACGCAUUUUAUUAGAUGAUAAUAAUACUGCGUUUACAAUUGAACCAUAUCAAGCACCUACAAGGGUAUUACGAUGUCACAACUGCCAAGCUUACAAUGAUCAUAUUGCAGCACAUUGCCCAAAUAAAAAUGAUCCAAUUUGUUUUAGAUGCGGGCAACAUCAUUCUUAUAAUCCGAAUUGUGAUAAUCCCAUUCGAUGCGUUCAUUGUAAUGGAAAUCACAUGGCAGGGAAUCCAGUUUGUCCGAAAAAAAUAGAACAGCGUUAUGAAACGAAUCAACGACAGAAACUGUUAAAUAAGACUUCGGACACACAAACUCCCCGACAAAAAUCAGCAUGGUGUGGCAAUACAACAGCACAUCUCCUUGGAUAUGAAGUAGUAACAGAUGGAGAUAAUAACACCAACAAUCAAGUAGAUUUUAUAAAGAUGCUAGAGAAAAUCAAUAACACAAU